Molecule: messenger RNA, 3005 nt
Organism: Pseudoliparis swirei
Lineage: Eukaryota; Metazoa; Chordata; Actinopteri; Perciformes; Liparidae
Gene: slc38a12
Product: transmembrane protein 104
Exons: 10
Coding region: 218-1765 (515 amino acids)
Source: RefSeq, a predicted model, not a curated record
CCCGGUAGCUUCCUGCUUCUCUCGGCGGACUGUUGGAGACCGGAGAGUUCUCCCGGGAGAGUUGUUAUCCCAAACUGUCGGUGCAAUCUGGAUAUUUAACCGCGAACCGGUACGUCAGCUAGCUGGUUAGCGACCCGCGUGACAGCUAGCUAGCCUAGCACGGCGCGGGACGAGCGAGGCUCACCUGGAAGCAAGCGAGGUCAGGGCCAGUGACGUCAUGGCAGGUGGGAUCACAGAGAGCGGGGAGCCCUACUCCCCUUUUGUGGGGCUGGUGUACAUGUUCAACCUGAUCGUGGGCACAGGGGCGCUCACGAUGCCCAAAGCCUUCGCCGAGGCCGGCUGGGCCGUCAGCAUCGCCCUCGUCUCCUUCCUGGGCUUCAUGAGCUACAUGACGACCACCUUCGUGAUCGAGGCGAUGGCGGCGGCCAACGCUCAGCUGCGCCUGAAGAAGAGGAAGCAGGAAGAGGUGGACGACGGCGACUCGACCUCCGAGUACUCGGACGACGACGUGGCGUCCGGUGGCCGGGCGGCGCCGGAGAGUAAGCCCAUCCUGUCCGUCCAGAGGUCGGGAGGUCACGUGGACAACUACGACAUCGUGGAGCGGGUGGAGAUGGGUCAGAUGGCCUCCAUGUUCUUCAACAAAGUGGGCGUCAACAUGUUCUACAUCUGCAUCAUUGUCUACCUGUACGGGGACCUCGCCAUCUACGCCGCCGCCGUGCCCAUCUCGCUGAUGGAGGUCGCCUGGUUCUGGUCUCUUCUAACCGGUGAACCCGUUUCCUCCGUCAGUGGGAACCACUCCUGCAGCGCUGGAAGUGUGAAGUACAACGACACCGACCUGUGCUGGGGCUCCGUGACCCGGAAGGACGCGUACCGGGUGUUUCUGAGCGUCUUCGCCCUCCUGCUGGGGCCGUUCACCUUCUUCAACGCCCAGAAGACCAAAUACCUGCAGAUCCUCACGUCGCUGAUGCGCUGGAUCGCCUUCACCAUGAUGAUCGUGUUGGCCCUCAUCCGUAUCUCUAAGGGCGCCGGUGAGGGCCGCCCCCCGGCCGCCUCCCUCUCCGGCGUGCCCAACCUGUUCGGCGUGUGCGUGUACUCCUUCAUGUGCCAGCACUCGCUGCCCUCGCUGGUCACGCCCAUCUCGGACAAGCGGCGCGUGGGCGCCUUGGUGCUGGCGGACUACGUGCUGAUCCUGGCGUUCUACGCGCUGCUGUCCUUCACCGCCAUCUUCUGCUUCGACAGCUCGCUGCUGCACGACAUGUACACGCUGGACUUCACGGACAACUGCAGCGUGCUGGACUCGCCCGUGCUGCGCUACUUCCUGGGCCUCUUCCCGGUGUUCACCAUCAGCACCAACUUCCCCAUCAUCGCCGUGACGUUGCGCAACAACUGGAAGACGCUGUUCCACCGCGACGGCGGCACGUACCCGUGGGUGGUGGACCGGGUGGUGUUCCCCCUCAUCACCCUGGUGCCCCCCAUCGUGGUGGCCUUCUGCACCCACAACCUGGAGUCCCUGGUGGGCAUCACGGGGUCCUACGCCGGCACGGGGAUCCAGUACGUGGUGCCGGCGUGCCUGGUGUGCUGCGCCCGGCGCGGCGCCGUGCCGGCGGCAUCGUCGUCGUCGGGGGGGCGGGGGCACGGCGGCGGCGUCAACAAGCACCGCUCGCCCUUCCACCACGCCUUCUGGGUGUGGUUCGUGCUGGUGUGGGCCGCCUCCUGCCUCAUGUUCGUCACCGCCAACAUCAUCCUGAACGACGUGAAGAAGUGAAUUCAGAUGUAUAUAUAAAUAUAUUGAUCUGUACACGAGGCCGUACUCGCUGCUGAUUGGACAGCGGGCCUUCUCACGGUACUGUCCUCGCAUUAUAUGUAAUUAAGUCAUUUAUCCGGGAAAAAAAGGGACCAAAGAGAAGCUGGGACGACGCAUGAUGGAUCAUGAAGGGGAUUAUUAAACAGGUUUCACCAGGACAUGCACAAAAAGUACUUUUUAGAAGAAAAAAAAGAAAAGAAAAAAAUAUAUAUAUAUAUUUAUAAAUAUAUAUUUAUAUAUAUAUAUAUAUAUAUAUAUAAGAGCUGGUGAACGAUGGAGGAGGAGCUCCGCCUCCGUGUAGCACCCCGGGGUGCAGGCAGGGUUCAUGACACCCGUCAGCGCCUCAUGGGGGGGGGGCGGUGUGAGCCAAAUGUAGUCUAGUGGUGUUGGGUUCACGGCACUCGGCAUCUUCCUCUCGAAGUUGUGCCUUUUUUGAAUGGACUUCCUGAUGCCCUUCACCUCCUGUGUCUGUCUUUCUUCUUAAAGGGCCAGCGCGUAGCAUUUAAGGGGGACUCCAUUGGGAGAAAUGUGAAUGUUUUAAGUGUUUUUUCUUUAGUUUGUAAUCCCCUGUGAACAAAAUGAGUCGUGUUUUUGUUCCCGUAUUAUUGUAUUUGUUGUAUAUCUACAUCCGGAGCCAGCCGCCAUUGUUUUAGAUUUUAUUUCAGUUUUUCACUUGUGAGAAGUUUCAGUUAGUUGUAAUAUGCGGACUCGUCACCAGAGGCCGCCAAAUCACACAGUAUUAAAGGAAAACAAGAAUUUAAUGUGAGUAUAAAAUAGAGUUAUACAAUCUAUCUGUAUUAAUCAUGACCGUCGGCUCAGACGCACGCAGAGAUCCUUAAAGCGCCGUCGUUACUUAGUUACGCCUCUUCUCCACGUUUACAUUUUUUUGUUUUUUAUGCGAGAAUUUAAAAAGAGAGUAGAAACCUGAGAUGAUUAUAAUUCAGUCUGCUGGCUGAUUAGCUAUUGAUUAUUCUUGUUUGUGCCUUUUUAAAAAAGUUUCCUCAGUUUUCCAGUCGAACUUUUGCACGUUAAACUUUUCAACGGACAAUCAGCGUCUUUGUUGUUUAGUUUGUUUUCACAAUUUUUACUUUAAUGUGUCGUUUAUUUGGAUGUUUGUACGACGGUUUAAUGGAUGCUCUUGUUUGACUUCUGUGAGAGACGAUAAUAAAAAAAUUCUGUUCCUCUGAACCUCACAAACCAA